AUACUCCUUUAAGAUAUCACGUGACGUGGUUACGUCAGGUUAUCGAUAAGCGUUACGUCAGAGGGAACAGAAAAAGAACAAAAUGGAGGAAUAUGCCAGAGAACCAUGCCCUUGGAGGAUUGUAGACGACUGUGGGGGAGCCUUCACCAUGGGAGCUAUUGGAGGAGGAAUAUUCCAGGCAGUAAAAGGCUUCAGAAAUGCACCCUCAGGGAUGAGCCACAGAAUGAGAGGUAGCAUGACUGCCAUCAAGACCAGAGCCCCACAGCUUGGAGGUAGCUUUGCAGUAUGGGGAGGCCUCUUCUCCAUGAUCGACUGUGGUUUAGUAAAAGUGCGAGGGAAGGAAGAUCCCUGGAACUCAAUAACAAGUGGGGCCAUGACAGGAGCUAUCCUCGCUGCAAGAAAUGGACCAGUAGCCAUGGUAGGAUCUGCAGCCAUGGGAGGUAUUCUGCUGGCGUUGAUAGAGGGCGCUGGAAUCCUGCUUACUAGGUUUGCCUCUUCACAGUUCCCAACUGGGCCUCAGUUUGCAGAGGAACCUACCCCUGCUCCCAUGCCCACCCCUUCCUUUGGAGACUACAGACAAUAUCAGUGAGAGGACUCCCCAUUUCGUUGUCCACUAGGCCUUUUUGAAUUCCUUGCUGAAGUUACAGAGAAGAAAUGGGGAUGCAAAAUAAAACCCAUCAAACCAUAGAAACUGCACCCGAUUUUAUGGACUGUGUCAGAGAAGUGAAGGACAAAAUACAUCUUCAUUUUCCUUCUCUCAAGAGCCAUGUACAGAUCUGCCUUUUGCCAUUCUCAGCCUUGUCAUGAGCAUCUGUUUCACCUAACAUUUGUUAACUACAGAGAUGUGGUGGGAUUUAUUGUUUGAUAAUUGUGGGUGUGUGGGGAUGGCAUGUGUUUUUCUAUUUUGUUCAAAAUAUAUACUGCAUGUAGCCCAACAAGCGGGGGAGUUCAGGACAGAAAAGCUCUGGAUAGUGUUGAAUCUUGCAAAAACACAUCACACAUGGAACAUAAUAAAUUAUACUUAUAUAUAGGUUUGAUACUUAUGUAUAUAUACAGUAAAAUCUUUCUGCUUGUA
This is a messenger RNA of Xiphias gladius (swordfish), 1075 nucleotides long. It is a transcript of the gene timm17a, whose product is annotated as translocase of inner mitochondrial membrane 17 homolog A (yeast). Gene Ontology annotation, molecular function: transmembrane protein transporter activity. The transcript has 6 exons. Gene Ontology annotation, biological process: protein import into mitochondrial matrix. Gene Ontology annotation, cellular component: TIM23 mitochondrial import inner membrane translocase complex; mitochondrial inner membrane. NCBI's taxonomy places the organism in Eukaryota, Metazoa, Chordata, Actinopteri, Istiophoriformes, Xiphiidae. The record is from RefSeq and is a predicted model, not a curated record. Bases 83 to 589 code for a protein of 168 amino acids.